Nannospalax galili (Upper Galilee mountains blind mole rat) is the source of this 969-nucleotide messenger RNA. RefSeq names its product olfactory receptor 150-like. Gene Ontology annotation, molecular function: G protein-coupled receptor activity; odorant binding; olfactory receptor activity. NCBI's taxonomy places the organism in Eukaryota, Metazoa, Chordata, Mammalia, Rodentia, Spalacidae. Gene Ontology annotation, biological process: sensory perception of smell; G protein-coupled receptor signaling pathway. Gene Ontology annotation, cellular component: membrane. The record is from RefSeq and is a predicted model, not a curated record.
AAAAUGUUAGGUGGAAAUCACUCCACAGUGACUGAAUUCAUCCUUUCUGGAUUAACAAUAGACCUGCAGCUGCCCCUCUUCCUGCUCUUCCUCAGAAUCUAUGUGGUCACAAUGGUGGGGAAUUUGGGCAUUAUCUUCCUGAUAUUAUUUAGCUCCCAUCUGCACACCCCCAUAUACUUCUUCCUCAGCAGUCUGUCCUUCAAUGAUCUCUGCCAUUCUGCUAUCAUUACUCCAAAAAUGCUGAUGAACUUUGUGACAGAGAAGAAUGUCAUCACCUACCCAGGAUGCAUGACUCAGCUCCACUUCUUCCUUGUUUUUGCUAUUGCAGAGUGUCACGUGUUAGCUGUUAUGGCCUAUGACCAUUAUGCUGCCGUCUGUAACCCCUUGCUUUACAAUGUUACCAUGUCCUACCAAGUCUGUUCUUGGAUGAUGUUUGGAGUAUAUAGUAUGGGAUUGAUUGAUGCCAUGGCCCACACAGUCUGCAUGCUAAGAGUGCAUUUCUUCAAGGCAGAUAUAAUAAACCACUAUUUCUGUUAUCUUUUUCCACUGCUGGAACUCUCUUGUUCCAAUACUUUUAUUAAUGAUGUAGUAGUUCUGUGUUUCAGUGUUUUUAAUAUCUUUUUUCCACCCUUAACCAUUGUGAACUCUUAUAUUUUCAUCAUUGCCAGCAUCCUCCGUAUCAAAUCUGCUGAUGGCAGGUCCAAAGCCUUCAGCACCUGCAGCUCCCACAUGUCAGCUGUUGCUGUCUUCUUUGGUUCUCUGGCAUUCAUGUACCUGCAGCCAUCCUCAGCCAGCUCCAUGGAACAAAAGAAAGUGUCAUCUGUGCUUUACACUAUGGUUGUGACCAUGUUGAACCCCCUGAUCUACAGUCUGAGGAAUAAAGAUGUCAAGACUGCUCUAAAAAGAUUCCUUAAAAAACAUAAUUCUCAUGAGAAGGAUGAUUUUUUUAUUAAAGAUUCAGAAUUUUAG